CUUGCUGGCUACAUCCAGAGUGAGAAGCUAGAGGACGGUACAGCCACGUGGAAUUCCACAAACAAGAAUCUUAUAAACAGUUGGGCCUUUGUUGGCGAGAAGCUGAUUCAUGGGCGGCCAUCAGGGAUAGACAACUCAGUCAGCACAAACGGUGGCGCAUUGAGAUUUCAGAAAGGAAAGAUAACUCUUAUUGACAAAAUGCCGACGCUGUCAGUGAUGCUUGUCAACACCAAGGUGCCCAGGAGUACGAUGGUGUUGGUGGCUGGCGUCAGGGAGAAACAUAACAAGUAUCAGGAAAUAUUUGAUCCAGUUUUUGAGGCGGUGGAGGCUAUCACAGAAAAGGCUGAAAGUGUUUACAAGGCACUGUGUGAUGAUGCAAGACCUGAUCAUUUCCAGACAUUGGGGGACCUGGUGGAUUUGAACCACCAGAUACUGAACAUGAUGGGGGUAGGGCACCAGUCACUGGACCACGUUGUUGCAGUGGCCAGGAAGUAUGGGUUCCAUUCCAAACUGACUGGAGCUGGAGGAGGGGGCUGUGCGUUUGUUCUGAUUCCACCAGACACACAAGAUACGCAAGUUUAUGAUAUGAAACAAGAAAUGGAGAAACUGGGAUUUGAAGUCUGGCCAAACACAUCUGUAGGUGGCCAUGGAGUUCUUCGCCACUUGUGA
Molecule: messenger RNA, 669 nt
Organism: Candidula unifasciata
Lineage: Eukaryota; Metazoa; Mollusca; Gastropoda; Stylommatophora; Geomitridae
Source: the annotation of a GenBank genome assembly